This is a messenger RNA of Eruca vesicaria subsp. sativa (arugula), 4374 nucleotides long. The record is from the annotation of a GenBank genome assembly. NCBI's taxonomy places the organism in Eukaryota, Viridiplantae, Streptophyta, Magnoliopsida, Brassicales, Brassicaceae.
AUGGAUUACCCAACCAGUUACAAACUCCCUCCCGUAUUCAUCAACUCCCACGUAGGCGACUUUCUCCGCGGCGGAUUCGUCCACCAAAUCCAAGAGGCCUUGAACAGAAUCGAAGUCAACGCCUACGCUGAUGAGGAGCCGACUGGUGAAGAAUCAGAAGAUCUCACACAAGAGAGGAUCGAGAAGUCGAGGAUCGCGAUCGUAGUGUUCUCGAGUAGGUACACAGAAUCGAGAUGGUGCUUAGAGGAGCUUGUGAAGAUCAAGGAACGGAUGGAACAAGGCAAGCUCACGGUGAUUCCGAUCUUUUACAAGCUCGAAGGAGGCUCAGGUCUUAACUUGGAGAAUCCAGGUAUGCGUGAUUUUGAUCCUGAGAAGGUCAAGAUCUGGAACGAAGCUUUGGAUUCUGUUUCGUGCACGAUGGGAUAUCACUUGUAUAAGAGCAGUGAUGAGUCCAGGUUUAUCACUAACAUUGUCAAGGAGGUCAAGAGACUAUUGAUCCAGAUUCCAGUAGAAGAGUGCGUUAACGAGUCACAUGAUUCACUGAGUGAGCAGCAGAAAGACGCCUCUGUGGAUGGUGAGAGUGUCUUAGGUGAAGCAGAACUGAGUGGAGAAUCAAUAAAAGAUGAAGCAAACGAGAGAGUUGACUCAGUCAAUGAAGAAGUUAGCACAAGCUCUACCUUAGUGAGCUCAUACAAACCUCCCCCUGACCAUAAAGUGUUCAUUAAUUUCCUGGGAACUGACCUGCACGACGGUUUUGUCGGCCACAUCGUGGAAGCACUGGAAAAGGUUGGAUUCAACGUCUAUGUAGAUGAAGAGGAGCCGCAACCUGGUGAUCUUACAGAGCUUCUGUUCAAGAGGAUCGAGGAGUCGCGGGUUGCAGUCGUAAUCUUCUCAAGCAGGUACACUGAAUCAACGUGGUGUUUAGAUAAGCUGGUGAAGAUCAAAGAAUGCAUGGAUGAAGGGAAGCUCCUUAUAAUUCCAAUCUUCUACAAGGUGAAGCAAUUGCAGGUUAAGCAACUUGAGGGAAAUUUUGGUGUAAGGCUUUGGAAUUUGUGGAGGAUUCAUCGAGGGCACCAAAUCAUCAAGUGUAAGGAAGCUUUGGAGUAUGUUGGAGGCAUGAGGGGUUUCCCAUUUGAGGAGCUUCGUCUUGAGAGCGAGCUCAUAACUUCAAUCGUUCAGGAGGUCAUUGAUCACAUGAUCAAGAUUUCGGCACGGAAAAAUCCAUCUUUGUUUCAUUCUCCACAGAGGGGGGAAAGUACUCAGUUGCCCACAGGAGAAGAUGAAAACCAUGAUACUUAUCUCAAUGAGCAUCCCUUCUUUGGAAUCGACCUUCGAAUGCAGCAACUGGAGCAAAAGUUAGAGUUUGAUAACAACGAAACUCGAAUUAUUGGAGUUGUUGGGAUGCCCGGUGUUGGUAAAACCACUCUCGCAAUGAUGUUGCACGAAAAAUGGAAUCGAAACUUUGUACGGUGCAUGCCUCUUAUGGGUAUCCGUAAGAUGUUAAACGACCAUGAGCCAGCGUGGCUGCGGAAGACGCUCCUGGAAGUCCUACUCGAGGGGAAUUUUCCUGUGACAAAUAACGAGACAACACAUGAAUCUGUGAAGGAUAAACUGCUCCAGGCUAAAGUCUUUGUUAUUCUUGAUGACGUGAGUGAGAAGAAGCAGCUGGAUAUUCUCCUUGGAAAUCUAGACUGGAUCAAGAAGGGGAGCAAGAUUGUUAUCACAACGUGUGACAAGUCUUUGCUCGAGGGAUUCGCUAAUGAUACUUAUGUGGUCCCGCUAUUGAACGAUAAAGAGGCCUUUCAACUCUUUUGUUAUCAUGCCUUUGAUGAUAAAAUCAAUAGUCCCAGCGGGACAUUCCUGACUCUCUCAAGAGUAUAUGUGGAUUACGCCCGAGGGCACCCGCUGGCUCUCAUUUUACUGGCCAUUGAACUUCGUGGAAAGGAGGAGGCUUACUGGAAACAUAGACUGGAAAAAGUAACACAUAGUUACGAUACAAGUAUCUGGAGAUUCUCUACUGAUCAACUUAAUGAGCAGCAGAAAGAUGUGUUCGACAUUAUCUAUUUUUUCAUAUCAGGGGAUGAGUAUUUUAUUAGGUGCCUUCUGGGUUCAGAAGAUUCUGAUACUACUGAGCCCGUGAGUGUAUUAAAAGACCUCGCUGACAAGUUCCUGAUCACAAUCUCUGGUGGCCGAGUCGAGAUGAAUGACUUACUGUACAGGUUUGGCAAGGGUCUUGGUUCUCCUUGGCGGCGAAGGCUGUGGAAUUACAACGAUAUCUACAGCCCGAAAGAAAUUAAUACAGUGGAAGCUAAUAAUGUGAGAGGUGUUUUGUUAGACAUGUCCAAAGUAACAGGGAAGAUUGACUUGGAAAGUACGGCCUUCACCAAUAUGGACAAUCUUCGAUACUUGAAGGUAUUUGAUUCUAAUUGUCCUCGGCAAUGUAAAACUAAAUGCAAACUACACGUCCCAAAUGGGUUCAAAUUUCCCUUGAAAGGGGUUCGAUAUUUUCAUUGGGUGAAAUUCCCGUUGGAGGAACUUCCCCCAGAUUUCAGUCCAGGAACUCUUGUUGAUCUUAGGCUGCCGUACAGCAACAUCGAACAUGUUUGGAAAGAUGUUAAGGCCACACCACGAUUGAAAUGGGUAGAUCUACGCCACUCUAGUAAGUUGCUUGAUUUGUCAGCAUUGUCAAAAGCUGAGAACCUUCAAAGAUUAAUUUUGGAAGGCUGCACGAAUUUAAAGGAGUUACCUAGGAAGAUUCAAAAGAUGAAGUCUCUUGUUUUCCUGAACCUGAGAGGGUGCAUACGUCUUUCAUCUCUUCCCUUGAUGAAUUUAAUUUCUCUGAAAACUCUCAUCCUUAGUGACUGCACAAACCUCGAGGAAUUUCAGCCUAUCUCUGAAAGUCUAGAAGUUCUACAUUUGGAUGGCACUGCAAUCAAGGGACUUCCUCCAGCCAUCAAGAACCUUCAGAGACUUGUCUUAUUGAAUUUGAAGAACUGCAAAAUGUUGGAGUGUCUUCCCAACUGUCUCGGAGAGCUGAAAGCUCUUGAAGAGUUAAUACUUUCUGGUUGCUCAAGGCUCGAGAAUCUUUCAAAUGUAAAGGAAAGCAUGAAGCAUCUAUUAAGUUUACUUAUUGACAGUAUAGGAGCAAAAGAGAUGCCAAACAUAUGCCAAGCGUCUGCAGAUAUGGUCUUACAUUCUUUUGGCCCGAGCAGCUGGCCAUGUGUUGUUAGUGGAGUAUCCUUUCUGCAACGUUUAUGUUUAAGCGGAAAUGAUUUUGUCAGCCUGCAAAGUUACAUUGGGAAACUUUAUGAUCUGAAAUGGCUUGACGUGAAGGACUGCAAGAAGUUGCGAUCUCUUCCAAUGCUUCCACCAAAACUUCAGUACUUUGAUGCUCAUGGCUGUGAUUCACUAGAAAGUGUGGCAACUCCUCUGGUCCUUCCGGUUCUGACAGAGCAGACCAGUGUCAGAUUCAAUUUUUCCAACUGCAACAAGUUGGAUCAAGAUGCAAAGGAUAGUAUCAUAUCAUAUAUUCAGUGGAAAAGCCAGUUUCUGUUGGAUAGUACACUCUUUCGAUACAAUGGGGGUUUUGUUUUUGAAGCUUUAACUGGAACUUGCUUUCCAGGAUGGGAAGUACCCGCAUGGUUCAGUCAUCAAUCAUCUGGGCCGUUGUUAGAGAUAAAGCUUCGUCCACACUUGUGUGAUAACCGAUUUACUGGGAUAGCACUGUGCGCAGUUAUCCUGUUUCCAGGCCACCUUGGCCGGAGCAACCGUCUCGUAGUGACAUGUAAUUGUGUGUUCAAGUAUGAAGAUGGGUCUUGUAUCCGCUUUAGUUGCACUGUUGGCAGCUGGAACGAGCCAAGUAACACAGUGCUGAAGCUCGAGUCGUCUCAUGUAUUUAUUGGCUAUACCACUAUGUUGGAUAACAAAAAACAUGGUGGGAAGGAUAAUGAAGAAGGCUGUACUCUUACUGAUGCUUCCCUUGAGUUUCAAGUAACAGAUGGUACUGAGGAUGUGGUUGGUUGCAGGGUGCUGAAUUGUGGCUUUAGCUUGGUAUAUGCAUCCGAUGAAAGGGAAAAUACAUGUUCGGAUGCAAAGAGGAUUGAGAAAAUCCUUGGUGAAACCAAAACACUCGAAAAAUCCCCAAGCCAUGAUGAUAUCCAGAAUGAGUCUUCCUGUUUAACUUUGGGAACGGAGGAAAACUUCUUAACUGAAGUAGAAUCUGGUGCUAACCUAAGUUUACGGGAAAGUUUGGAAAACAAGAGAGCUGACACUUUAAGUGUAGAAAGUGGAGGAGAAAUUACACUGAGUUUUGAUCAUGAAAACACGUCUUCAGGAAAUUUAGAGAAGCCUGAAAUGAGUUAUUUUUGGAGUUAA